Moneuplotes crassus is the source of this 3357-nucleotide messenger RNA. Lineage: Eukaryota; Ciliophora; Spirotrichea; Euplotida; Euplotidae. The record is from the annotation of a GenBank genome assembly.
AUGAAAAAGGUUUCUGAUCUGGACUUCUACCAACAAAGUGUCACUAGCACUACAGUGAAAUCUAAAAGCAGGAAUAAAAUAUCCGAGGACACUCCAUUUAUAGAAAAGAAUAGCUCUAAUAAGGCUUUUGACUCUUUAAUGAUGGGAGGAACUUCUACUCAGAAUCAUGACUUAUCUUUAUUUUUGCCUGAUCUAUCCUUGAACUAUAAUUCAAGACAUCUUGCAAAGUCCUCAAUGAAUGAAUAUAAACAAAAAGUCUUGAAAUAAAGUUACCUGGGAUAAUAUGAGUCCUCAAACAGUUAAGAUGGCCGAGAAUAGACGGAAUUUUAACAGAAGUAAUGAGCAAAGAAGAAGUUAUCAAUCCUUAUCAUCGACCAAGAAGGUAUUCUUGACUGGUCCUAAAAUUGGGAGCAAAUGCAUCGAGCAAUGGCUUAAUGAUACUUUGGAGAGUGCUGAUAGUCUGAAACUUCCCAAACAGCUUCUUAAGGAGAAUAGUAGGAUCAUUAAUCAAUAUGGUAUUGAUAGGCUGUCUCUUAAUAAUGCUGGAAUUCCUGAGGAAGUUAUUGACCGUAUCUACAGGUGCUUAUUUGUUUACAGCACGGGGUUCCAUCAACUUCUCACGAAGCUAUUAAAACAUACAAAUGGCAAGUAUAAAAUAAUCAAGAAUAUCUGGAAGACAUUUUCUGUUCUUCUUGAGUAUUGAUGCAAAACAGAUUAUGAUUCCUUACUCCAAGACAUUGAGAAAGACUUUGAGAAUCAAAAAGAAGAAACUGAGCAUAAAUAUGAGCAUGAAAUUGAGAGUCUUAAACAAGAAAAAGAGUCUCUUAUCUUAGCAAUGGAUCAGCUUGAAGAUCUCAAGGAAAAAUUAGAAAAAGAGGCUUUCAACCAUCGUAAAUCUAAAGAGAGAAUUGAGAGAGACUACCUAAUUCUGAAAGAAAAUUUAGAAACAGAGGUCAGAAUGAGAAUGGAGUUUGAAGAGAAACUAAACAAAGUCCAUGCAAGCAACAGAAAUCUCAAAGCUGAAAGAGAUAGGUACUUCAAAUACUAUGAGAAAAUUCAGAGGAGAAAUAAAGAGGCAGAUGAUGAAUUAGACGACUUCAAGAGUCAAUUAAAUGAAUUGGCUCUCUAUAAAGCUGAAACUGCCCAGAAAUUAGAACAAAUGCAACAAAACUUAAAGAAAGUUAAAAGAGAAUUAGACGUGAGUCAGAAUAACUAUAAAAUAUAUGAAGAGAAGUAUUCUCAGAUACAGAAGAAAUUCAUGACUGCUCAAUCGGAAAUUUCUGAUUAUGAAGAAAAGGCCAAACUCAUGAAAUUAUCAAUGAGAAAUAAAGAUGAUAUCAUUCGGACUUAUAACACCAAAGUAGAGCAGCUUACCAUGAAAGUAAACCAAGAUGAGAAAUUGCUAGAUAUGUACAAAGCCAAAGCAGAAGAGACCACAGAAAAGCUUGAUCUAACACUUAAUGAAAAGAGCCAUUAUCAAACAGAAUGUGCAGGCCAUGAAGAAAUCACAAAUGAGAUGCAGUCGAGACUUGACUUUUAUAAAGCUACAUCAGAAACACUUAGUGCUGAGAAUAAGGAGAUCAAGGAUAAGAUGGAAUCUUUAGAGAUUCAGUUUAGAAACCUAUCAGAGGUAUACACCCAUUCGAAGGUAGAAUACGACAACACAUUAAUCCAGAUGAAGAAGGCUUCCCAAUCCAGAGGUAAUUUUGAAUUGCUCUCUGAGCAUCGGCUGAAGGUCAUUAAAUCUCUCGAGCGUGAAGUCAAUAUGAAAGAGAACAAAAUCUUAGAGUUUCGAGAGCAUUAUGACACUGCUACUCAGCAUCUAGUCAAUAAAGAAAAGAUAUGCAAUGAUCUGAGAAUGGCUAAGGAGAAGAUUGAAAUUGAGUUUCAAAAUUUCAAAGAACUCAUGAUCAAACAAGGCUAUUAUUUUGGAAAAAAAGAUCAAGAGAUUAGUGAAAAUAUCCAGAAGCAUCAGAAAGUUUGGAAGGAAGAAAGAGAAACUGAGGAGAAAUCAUUCUUCGAUGCUAAUAAAUUCAUUGAAGUAUCCAAAGAACUUGCUGAAACCAAGGCAAAUCAGGAACUUGCCGAAAAGGAAAUUGAACAAUAUAAAUCUCAGCUUAAAACCCUCCUCGAUAAGGUUGAUAAACUCCAAGUCAGGAAUGAAAAUUUAGAGAGAACUUUUUCCACAAAUUCCAUUAUUGUUGAGCAACUAAAAUCACAAAAGAUUGAAAUAGAAUACCAGGCACAGAAGAAGCUUGGACAAAAAGAGUCUUCUCUAAUGAGUGAGAUAAACUCAGCUCAAAUGUUUAGCGAGGAUCUUCUGUCUCGGCACUUUCGAGACCAGCAAAAAUUAAAAAAUAUCCUCGAGAUUAUGAGGAAGAAGGAGGAAGACCUGGUCAACAAAUCUAACCAAAUUAAUGUGCUCCAGUUUAAUAACUCCAUCAUUGAAGCAAGAGCUGAUAGCAGAGACGAGGAGGUAGAGCAAAUGCUUAUGAAAUAUUCUGAGUUAGAGACUUGUUAUGAAGACGCACAGAAUGAAAUCAGGAAGUUGGAGGAGCAACUUGAGGAUGCGGACAAGGAUAAUGAGAAUAUGACAGAAAUCGUUAAAGAACUAGAACAAAAGGUGGAGAUUCUAAGUUUAAAGAAGAAUACAAUAAGCCGCAGAGUCCAGACAAAGGCUCAACCUAAUGAAUCGCCUGUUCAAGAUGCUAAAUUGCAGAAGAAAAUCAAAUUUGAAGGUUACCAGUCAAAUCUAAAUCCUAAUCAAAAUAUUACUAAGACAUCAGAAAUACCAGGAAAUCUUUUAAGGAAAGAAUCUCUUAAGCGCGAUUCUAUAAUCAGAAACUCCCGCGAAGAUAUUUCAGGGAUUAAGAGGAUGGGCUCGAGUGAGAAGAUUUACUCAACAUCUCAAAAACAUAGCCCAAAUAUUAAAUAAAGUGCAGGAUCUGAAGUUCAAUAUGGAAGAAGCUUAUUUCCAACCCCAGAAGUCAGAUCCAGCAAGCGAAUAUGUUACUAACUAUAAUCCCAGUGGAAGCGACUUGAUCAAAGUUCAACCUAAUAAUGACAAUAUGCCACAAACAAAGGAGGACUCUGACAAAGACAUAGAGACUCCUGACGAACCACAAUCAAAAUCUGGUCAGGAUAGCAUUAAAGUGAAGCGAAUUGAGCUUAACAAUUCUCAUUAUGCAACACCACAUAAGAAGAAAUCCUCAGAUGGGUUCUGCGACCCAAGUUCUGAGAAGAGUAGCAGAAGAGUGGUAGUUAAAAAUAAGACAGAGAAGAAGGCUUUAAAGAAGCCAUCGAUCAACAUUAAAAGACUUAUCAAAGUAAUGGCAAGUAGAUAAACUCAACCUCAAA